Carcharodon carcharias (great white shark) is the source of this 348-nucleotide messenger RNA. Its product is annotated as 60S ribosomal protein L30-like. The record is from RefSeq and is a predicted model, not a curated record. Bases 1 to 348 code for a protein of 115 amino acids. Gene Ontology annotation, cellular component: cytosolic large ribosomal subunit. Gene Ontology annotation, molecular function: structural constituent of ribosome; RNA binding. The transcript has a single exon. Lineage: Eukaryota; Metazoa; Chordata; Chondrichthyes; Lamniformes; Lamnidae.
AUGGUUGCAGCCAAGAGGACGAAAAUGUCAUUGGAGUCCAUCAACUCAAGGCUCCAGCUGGUUAUGAAAAGUGGCAAAUAUGUGUUGGGCUGCAAACAGACUUUGAAAAUGAUUCGUCAAGUCAAAGCCAAGCUGGUUAUUCUUGACAACAAGUGUCCAGCCUUGAGGAAAUCGGAGAUUGAGUACUAUGUUAUGUUAGCCAAGACUGUUGUGCAUCACUACAGUGGCAACAACAUUGAACUAGGUACAGCUUGUGAUAAAUACUACAGAGUGUACACACUGGCGAUCAUUGAUCCCAAUGAUUUUGACAUCAUCAGGAGCAUGCCUGGGCAAAUCAGUGAGAAAUGA